Mauremys reevesii (Reeves's turtle) is the source of this 936-nucleotide messenger RNA. RefSeq names its product olfactory receptor 51G2-like. The transcript has a single exon. Gene Ontology annotation, cellular component: membrane. The record is from RefSeq and is a predicted model, not a curated record. Gene Ontology annotation, molecular function: G protein-coupled receptor activity; olfactory receptor activity. Lineage: Eukaryota; Metazoa; Chordata; Testudines; Geoemydidae. Gene Ontology annotation, biological process: G protein-coupled receptor signaling pathway. The coding region runs from base 1 to 936 and encodes 311 amino acids.
AUGUCAUCUCUGAAUGAAACUAAAUUCCAAUUUGCAGUGUUCCUUCUGACCGGGCAAUAUGGGCAGGAAGUUUUCCAUCUCUGGAUCUCUAUCCCCUUCUGCUUCAUGUAUGUUAUUUCUAUAGUAGGAAAUUCAGUCAUUCUGUUCAUUAUAAAAACAGAUCCCAGCCUCCAUGAGCCCAUGUACAUUUUCCUUUCCAUGUUGGCCGUCACAGAGCUGGGUAUAUCAAUAGCCACCAUGCCGACAAUACUGGGUGUAUUCUUGUUUAAUUCUAGGGAGAUCAGCCUUGAUGCCUGUUUUGCCCAGUUGUUCUUUAUCCACUCACUUCAAUGCAUUGAAUCCUCCGUGCUCUUGAUGAUGGCCUUUGACCGCUACGUCGCUAUCUGUAACCCACUGAGAUAUGCCUCCAUCUUAACCCUGCCAAGAAUACCCAAGAUGGGACUGGUGUGUGUGCUAAGAGGCAUGGCUAUAAUACUCCCACUGCCAUUGUUCCUGGAUCGUUUCCAAUACUGUCGAUCCAAUGUCCUCUCCCAUUCCUACUGCCUGCACCAGGAGGUCAUGAAGAUGGCUUGUUCUGAUAUCAGUGUCAACAGCAUCUACGGAUUGUUUGCUAAACUCUUAACAAUGGGGUUGGACUCACUGCUCAUCUUCCUCUCUUACAUGAUGAUCCUCAAAACAGUACUUAGCAUAGUGUCCCAUGCCGAGUGCCUCAGAGCCCUGAACACCUGCGUUUCCCACCUCUGUGCUGUCCUGCUCUUCUACACGCCAGAGAUCGGCCUGUCUGUGAUACACAGAUUUGGGAAGAGAUCAUCUCCCUUCCUUCAGAUUCUCCUGGGCUACAUGUCUCUGCUGGUCCCUCCCCUGAUUAAUCCGAUUGUGUACAGCGUGAAAAGCAAACACCUUCGUGCGAGGAUAAUCAGGGUAUUCAUCAAGUGA